Protopolystoma xenopodis is the source of this 498-nucleotide messenger RNA. Lineage: Eukaryota; Metazoa; Platyhelminthes; Monogenea; Polystomatidea; Polystomatidae. The record is from the annotation of a GenBank genome assembly.
GGCGUUGUCCGCUACGACCUGCCCCAGGGCGACCAUUAUAUUCCUGGUGGAUCCAGCCCAUUCCGUAAGGAUGGCCAGUUUCCACUGACACAGGUCCGCCAUCUGACAGACCUCAUAUACGACGGCAGCCUUCAGCGCCACCCGAUGUUGGACGCAGGUUCGUCACGAUCACUGUUUAACUGCCCGACUGUAUCCGGAUGGCCUUCGCGGCCUGUCUAUGAGCCCAUUCUAGCCCUCCGACUCGAUCGGCCAGAGCUGCGCAACGCCCCAGAAUCGCAGGCCACUGCUUUGCAGCGGGAUCAGCUAUGCGGCGGCCUGGGCCAGCUCAUGAACGGCCGUCUUGCCACGGGCAACCUGCUCGCUCUGCUCGAUGACGACGGCAGCGGGAUCGGCCUCAACGGUGCGCUGAAGGAGGCACGACGCAGUGGUGCUGUCACUUCAGGCUCAGACUUGUCUGUGUCGUCAGAACAAAAACUUGAGUCCAUCUACCUCGCCUAA